AUGAAAUUCUCUUCGUGUAUUGCGGCUGUGGCCGUGAUUGCCGGUGUCAAUGCUUCUCCGCACCCCGCAUAUCAACAGCAAGACCAGCAGGCCCUUGGAACAACAUCUUCGCCUUCAACGACUGGCUACGACCAGCUUAAAUUAGAAGAUAUCAUCAAUGAUUCCCAGCUCCUAUCGUUGCACCGAGACUUGGUCAAGAUUGAGUCUAUCUCCGGUAAUGAGCACGAUGUUGGACUGUUCGUCGCACAGUUCCUUGAAAGCCAAAACUUUACCGUGGUCAAACAGGAAGUGCCUCCAGUGAAGGGCCAAGAGGACACAAAGGCCCGCUACAAUAUCUAUGCCGUUCCUAAGUCCUCGACCCAGCCUCCCUCCAUCCUCCUCACCAGCCACAUUGACACUGUCCCACCUUUUAUCCCAUACUCAGUGCGUCAGCCCCAGGACGCAACCUCGGACCCAGAGGACUUGAUCAUCGCGGGCCGUGGCUCUGUCGAUGCGAAAGGCAGCGUCGCAGCCCAAAUAUUCGCCACCCUCGAAACACUCGAGGAAAACCCAGACGCAAGCCUAGGUCUCCUGUUUGUCGUCGGCGAGGAAAUCGGUGGAGAUGGCAUGCACGUCUUCUCUGACUCGAAGCUCAACCAGAAGGAGGCCUUUAAGACUUUGAUCUUCGGUGAACCCACCGAAGCCGCCCUCGUGUCUGGUCACAAAGGCAUGCUCGGAUUCCAAGUCCUUGCUCAUGGCAGUGCCGCCCACUCCGGCUACCCCUGGCUGGGCAAGAGUGCUGUAUCCGCAAUUCUGCCCGCAUUGUCGCGCGUUGAUAUCCUAGGCAACAUCCCCGCCGAAGAGGGUGGCCUUCCUGCGUCCCCGAAGUACGGACCCACGACGCUGAACAUCGGCAAGAUCCGCGCCGGUGUUGCCACCAACGUUGUGCCCUCAGAGGCUAUGGCCGAUGUGGCUGUUCGCCUUGCAGAAGGGACCCCUGAGGAGGCGCGCAAGAUCAUCCAGCGUGCUGUUGAAGAUGCCACGAAGGACUUUGAGGCGGAGGUGGUUGUUGAUUUCAAAUCGCACCAGGAGUCUUACCCGCCGCAGGAUCUUGAUGUUGAUGUUGAAGGCUUUGAUGUUGCUACGGUCAACUAUGGCACUGAUGUGCCUAACUUGGCUGUUGCGGCCAGUACUAAGCGGUACCUCUAUGGUCCUGGUAGCAUUUUUGUUGCCCAUGGUGACAAUGAGGCCCUGAGCGUGCGCCAGAUCAACGAGGCCGUUGUCGGUUAUAAGAAAUUGAUACAAGCUGCUGUCGAUAGAGAUGGUCAAGUUGCAUAA
Messenger RNA from Penicillium olsonii, 1317 nucleotides. NCBI's taxonomy places the organism in Eukaryota, Fungi, Ascomycota, Eurotiomycetes, Eurotiales, Aspergillaceae. The record is from the annotation of a GenBank genome assembly.